Physella acuta is the source of this 810-nucleotide messenger RNA. RefSeq lists its product as uncharacterized. The record is from RefSeq and is a predicted model, not a curated record. Lineage: Eukaryota; Metazoa; Mollusca; Gastropoda; Physidae.
AUGUGUAUGGCAUUAUUGUUCAGAUGUUAUGGGUUCUGGUAUACAACUGUACCUCACAAGGUGUUUACCCCUGUGAUACCUGACAAGGUGUCUACCCUUGUGAUACCUGACAAGAUGUCUACUUAUGUGGUACCUGACAAGGUGUCUACUUAUGUGAUAGCUGACAAGGUGUCUACCCUUGUGAUACCUGACAAGAUGUCUACUUAUGUGAUAUCUGACAAGGUGUCUACUUAUGUGAUAUCUGACAAGGUGUCUACCCUUGUGAUACCUGACAAGAUGUCUACUUAUGUGGUACCUGACAAGGUGUCUACUUAUGUGAUAUCUGACAAGGUGUCUACCCUUGUGAUACCUGACAAGAUGUCUACUUAUGUGAUAUCUGACAAGGUGUCUACUUAUGUGAUAUCUGACAAGGUGUCUACCCUUGUGAUACCUGACAAGAUGUCUACUUAUGUGGUACCUGACAAGGUGUCUACUUAUGUGAUAUCUGACAAGGUGUCUACCCUUGUGAUACCUGACAAGAUGUCUACUUAUGUGGUACCUGACAAGGUGUCUACUUAUUUGAUAUCUGACAAGGUGUCUACCUUUGUGAUACCUGACAAGAUGUCUACUUAUGUGGUACCUGACAAGGUGUCUACUUAUUUGAUAUCUAACAAGGUGUUUACUUAUGUGAUAUCUAUCAAGGUGUUUACCCCUAUGGUACCUGACAAGGUGUCUAAUCUUGUGAUACCUGACAAGGUGUCUACUUAUGUGAUACCUGACAAGGUGUCUACCUACCUGAUAUCUGACAUAGUAUCUGCCCACUUGCUAUGA